UUAGAAGUUUUUAAUCUAGUAUGCCAUACAACGAAGCAGCUAGCAAUACUGGAUCGUUUCUKUUAAGGCGAAUUGGUUUGCCUUCCACUUUACCGACGAUUGGUAAUGUUUUCAGUUUAAACAGUGGUACUACAAUCAUAGGGAGAAACCCUACUACAUCAGACAUCUUCCUUGAYUCGGCCGUCCAUAAAGCYCUCAUAUCYCGCCURCACGCAAGGAUAACUACUGACCAAAAUGCAAGUAAAGUUACAAUAUGUGAUACAAGCCUAAAUGGUACUUACGUCAACGAUAAAAAGAUUCUCGACACUGAAGAAAUCAAAGUUGGUGAUACUAUAACUUUUGGGCAUCUUAAGGGGGCUGUACUAGAACCUGGUGUUGUUGCUAAGCAACACAAAUCUGAGUUUAUGUUUAAGCUGGAGAAGUGUGCCCCUCAAAUGACACAUCAUUCAAAAGAAGAACAUUCCGUAUAUCCAUGUAAUAUCAAUAACUCAGAAGGUUACAUCCAAGAAAGAAUUGGCCUCCUGCCUGAUUUAUCACCAUUUUUGAACAGUACAGAGGAAGAUUCCUGUGAAUCACAAAACAUUGAAAAACAACAAACUCCUAAACCAUGCCUCCUCAAGACUGAUGGAAUAAAUCUGCAGAAAGAAACAUCUGAAAAUUUGGAUCUUAUCCAAGACAGUGAAGAUGAAGACGAGAUAUCUAUUAUACAGACAUAUGACCAUAAAGAAACAAAUUUAGCAUCCAAAAACUCUACAGAGACUUCCAGAAACACACACAGUGCUCCUUAUUAUAAUAUGGACCUACCAAGUGAACGUAAUGUUAGAGAUCCAAAGAAGACUAUAGAAAUAGCUGAUGCUACAACAGUACCAUUGAAUGGACUUGCUAAUGAUAUGUUGAGAAGUAGAAAUGCACUCACUAAUAUAGAGCAUCCGCAAGUUUUCAUUGAYGAUGGUAAAAGUUUAAAGCGACCCAAAAAGGGAAGACCUUCAAAGAAGAGAAAAUCUCUAAAGGCCACGUCCAACUAUGAAAAGAAUGUCCCUGAGACUUGUGGGUUUAAAAGUGAUUGUYUACGUCCCCAUGAUAGAGAAGAGCUAGUGGAAUGGGUGCAAUGUGACUAUUGUAAGAAAUGGUAUCACUUAGAGUGCACAGGUCUGACCCUUGAUAAGGUUAGCACUACGGCUGUGAAGUUCAACUGUGGCUGUGUCUAUAUUGCAUGAGGUGACCCAAAAUGGCUUACUAGUGAAGGGACAAGCAACUGAAAGAAACAUUUUAAAGUUCAACUUCUAGCAACAAUUGAAACCUUGAUGUGGUUAACACUAGAGCUGUAAAGUUCAAACUGUGGUUGUGUCUACACUGCGUAAGUUGACUCAAAAUGGCUUGACAGCACUAGCAUCCUUUGAAAGAACUGUUAUUUUAAACUUCAACAUCUUGCAACAAUAAUUGAAACCUUGAUAUGGUUAUCAUUUGAGCUGUAAAGUUCAAACUGUGGUUGUGUCUACGUUGCAUAAGUUAACCCAAAAUGGCUUACUAMUGAAGGGACAAGCAACYAGUGAAAGAAAUGAUAUUUUAWACUUCAAUGUCUUAAAAUUGAAAMCUUGAUAUGGUUARCACUAGAGCUGUAAAGUUGAACUGUKGCUGUGUCUAUGUUGCAUAAGUUGAUCCAAAAUGGCUUACUUAUGACGGCACUAGCAUCCAGUGAAAGAAAUAUUAUUUUAAACUUCAACUUCUUGUAACAAUUGAAACCUUUUAAAGCUGUAAAAUGCAGUCUGUAAAUGGCUGUCUACACCUAGGUGACUACAUUACACACUAUGACCAAUCAAAAUUGGCUCAUUUAUAAACAGAAUGCUACCAAAAGAAGCACURUUUUAAACUUGAACGUCUUAUAAUGAUUAAGUUCAGUUAAUAAUAUUGCUGGCUUUGCUACUGMAGACUGCAUUGUAUUACACUUCAUAUGCAACAAGUUUGUCUGUUCCACUUUCACUAAAGCAAAGGAAAAAAAUGACGAGAUURCAAGGAUGGAAAUCGUGUUCCAAGGAGACUAUUCUCUUAUUAUAAAAGGAAAAGAAAGAAACAUUGUUUUGAACUUGAAUCUGUUGUCAUGUUGUGGCUAUGUUUUUCGCUACUUGUAUUGUCACCUUGUAUGUUACAAGUAACAAUAGUCUUGCUCAACCUUUCUUUAAAAGACAAAAAUGAGUUUGCAAUUAGAAACAUUUAUGGAUAAAAGGUACAACAAUAUUCCACCAUCUGAAAUACUGAUCCAUAGAUCAAUACAAACAAGCAAUACAAGAACAUAUGCUGAUUUUAAAAAGUUUAUCCACCAUAACAAACAGUGCUUGAUUACAUUUUUUAUUUACAUUUGCAUGCAAUGUUAUAUUUCAUGUUAUUAACACUUAACAAUUUCCAGUUCCAUCUUAAAAAGUAGCCAUGYAAUGGUUAUGCCAUAGACUAUCCAAGUUGUUAAAAGUGUAUYCAUGACUACAGGCUACCUUACAAGAUGGUUAUUAGAAAGUUUUAUAAAAAGGAGCAUUCAGAUAUACAUGUAUUAUAAUAAUAUAUCAAAUGAUUAAAAGAACUUAAUCAAUA
Messenger RNA from Exaiptasia diaphana, 2583 nucleotides. RefSeq lists its product as uncharacterized. The transcript has 5 exons. Gene Ontology annotation, cellular component: nucleus. The record is from RefSeq and is a predicted model, not a curated record. Gene Ontology annotation, biological process: regulation of gene expression. Gene Ontology annotation, molecular function: protein binding. Bases 21 to 1217 code for a protein of 398 amino acids. Lineage: Eukaryota; Metazoa; Cnidaria; Anthozoa; Actiniaria; Aiptasiidae.